AUGUUCUUUUAUUUUAUUUUAUUUUUCUUAUCCCUUAAAUUUUUUGUUUUGUUGGAAUGUAUGAGCGUCACAGAUAAUCCGGCCUGCUUUCUUUGCUUUAGUAGAAGGGAGAUGGAUUCGGGAGAAAAGGAAACCGCCGCUGAUGCAUUGCAAAGCACUUCUUUUCCUCUGUCGGAACUCAAAAAAUUUAUGCAUAAUGCCUUAAGUUGGCCAGCAACAGAUCUUACGCCUGACUCUUCGUUACCUGCGCUACAGAAACUUUCGAGUGGUCAGCCUAUGCGUCUUUGCUUAUCUCCGGGCAUGUACGCUUGUCAGAUUAUCGAAAACACCGCUUCAUGUUUAGUUGCUGGCGCAUCUACUGUGAGGGAUACAAUUGUUUCGUUGACGGAUAGAGAGGGCGAAAGUGGUUUUGUGGGAAAGGAUGGAUUUUCAUCUAUGGCAGUGUUUCAGCAGCCGAUGAAGAUUUAUUCGCGCGCCUCCCUUGUUUUUCAUAGAGUCUGGUUCAUGAACAUUGUAGAGGUGGUGGGAGGAGGUCCAGUCUUCUUUUCGCAGUGCCUUUUUGGGGCUUCCACAUGCGGUGGCAAUGUAGUAGGAUUGCCAGGAUCGUCACAAUUUGCAAGUGUUCAUCUUGCAAUGGAUGGGGAUUGCUUUUUCUUUGACUGUGACUUUGUUUAUCGUUGCGGUGUGGCGGGAUGGGAGGGCAAUAAUGAGGUGCCUGCCGUAACAGCCUCCGGCCCUACAAAGCUUCAUAUUUUGAACAGUAGUUUUUCGGGUCCAGGUGUGGUGUCCACCGCACUGGCUUUAUUUGAUACCGCUAGGCUUGAAGCGGAUUAUAUUUCUGUUGUCCGCUGUGGCGGUCACAGUCUUAUCUUGAGGGAUAAGAGUAGCGCAAUCAUUUCUCGUGCUCUCUUUGAUCGUAAUGACAGCGGUGUGUGGGUGAAGGACGAUGGAAAGCUUGAUAUCCGGGAGUCUUCUCUUGAACUGGUGCGUCAUGGACGAAGCGGUCUUGUUCUCUCAGAUGGCGGGUAUUGCUUGGCCCACAAGUGCAUAUUCUCAGCCUGGGCUGCGGGUCCACAGUCGAUUGGUAGGUGCAUUGUGGUGGCGGGUGAUAAUUCUUACGUGUCGUUGAGUUUAUGUGAGUUGUUUUGGCGGAAUGGCGAGGGCUCAAUCAAUUCACAGGAGUUAAUUAAAGACCCCGACCCCGUUCCUGGUUCCGACACCUGUGAAAAGAUGAAGGAUUUUGGACUCUGUCAUGUGUUGCUGGGAGGGCGAAGUGAGGCGACAAUCUCCCGCUGUGUUUUUCGACUGCCACUCACAGUGGAGUCUAACGGGCAGAGCUCCGUCAUUGGCGUGCUGCUGCGGAGUGUGCCGAAACGUGAUUCCAUUACCCUCUAUGCGGUAGAAAACACCAUUGUGUUUGGGUGGUCCAUGGAAGGCGACGAUGUGCGGAGGGCGAGAUUGCCAGAGAGAGGCAAAUCUUCACACACCUGGGGUCUCGUGUUGCCCUAUGUGUCCAGUCGGAGCGAGGAGAAGAGGCUGAGGCAGCUGGCAACGAUGUGGAUGACUGACAAUUGUUUUCUGGAGAGCAAUGAGGAACCGCUGAAGGACGCCUCUCUCGUCUACAGUUCUUACGAAGGAUAUUGCCGAGGCACGGGGGUCUCACUGGUAUUCCCCGAAGUGGCAAAAAAUAAGGAUGAGGAUGAUGCCAAUGCGGUUUGUUCGUCGACCGUUUCUUUCAUGACCUCGGAUUUUGUCAAUUCUCCUCCCGUGCAGGAUUUGGAAAACCACUCCGUCAAUGUGCAUUGGACACCCAGGAAGUCGGUCACCUCGUUGUUGCCGGGCGGCGCAGCUUUGACGCCAAGUUCGUUAUGCGAGAAUUCACCACCGUGGAGAGAACAUACAUGCCCAGAACAAGGCUACCUGAGUUUAGUUGAAGAGGAGAGCAGCGAUUCCACUAGUCUCACCUCCUACAGCGGCAGCGAAAAGGAAGGCCGUGGUAUCACUGUGGCCAAGAGGGCCUCACUGUCACUGCCUGAAGUCGGCAAUUCACCUUAUGCAUGUGCGCAAAAUAACGUGGGUAUUCUUCGAUCGCCAUCUGAACUCCCUUCCCCAAAUGGGGUUCACCUUCACACGAAGAGAUGUCGUAAAAUAUCAGGAGAGGCAGCAAUUGGGCUGCCUGAUCGCAAACAGGAAAUAGUUUUGGAACCCUUCCCUCAAAUGACUGUUGCUGCCACGGAAGCACCUCGGCCACUUUCAGUGUCUUUUGCGACAGAUGAGGAAACGCCAACUAGCAGACCGGGCCUACAAGACGGGGAGCGACAAUUUUGCUUUUUCGCUGGCGGCAGGCGUCGUGGCGUGUGCCAACGACGUCAAUUGUUGAUGAAGCAGGAAGUUAUUGACUGUCAAAGGAAGCUGCAGAGUCUCAUGAGUCGGAGAUCGAAGGGUACGAUUGUUUCUUCAAGUCACACUGGCACCGCACAAACGCAGAAGGUUCGGAAUUCACUGGCGACGAAAAAGUCCAAUGCCAGGAUUUUCUCGGAAUUAUUUCCUUAUCAAUCAGAGUUGGGUCCUCGUCGAAGGCCUCUUUUGGCUGGAAGAGAGUCGCCAAGUGAACGACUCGUUGAAAAAGAUAAUGUCUCAUCGAAAGAGGUAUGGCCAUGGGAAGUUCCAACUCUGAGGAGGUUUCUGAUGGAGAAGCUUGGCAUGUAUUCUAGCAUUGGGGCACAAGAACGGGCAUUUCGUGGUCGUGGGAAGGAUGAGGAGAGGGAGGAGGGAGAGGAUUUGGUGUGGCCACCGCAAAGAAAACGUGCUCCAGCCAACCGUGUGAACGUGGGAUCGUUGAAUGGUAACUCCCGUGGGAUGUGCAGCACCUCGCCCAGGAGGGAAACACGGUUGCGCUCUCCUUCAUUGGUACCCACUCCAGUAGAUUCUUUUUUUGCCCAUCGCCCAUCGCCGGGGAAAGCGGGAUUUGUCCCCUUUCGGCUUUACGAACAGUUCUGGAAAAAAUGGUGCAAGACGCAUUUCGUUCGUGAAUCCUCAAAUCAACCACAACGCGAUCAGCGCGAGGGUGAGUGCCGAUCACGAGGUGAGAUGGAACAUCAAGCCCCACAGUUGCACAGCUCAGGGAACACGGAUAAAAAAUGGGUCCCUGCGACACGCGUGGCGGGAUCUGCUCGUAACUACGCUUUUCAGCAGAGGGAUGCCACGCAGCCAAGCAAAAUUGGGGAACUGACGGCGGAAGUACGGCAACCGAGUUCAGCCGUUGUAGUUAAUCAGACUUUACACGAUUUCAGCGACAGAGAAGAAGAAAAAGCGGAGGAAAACGAUGCUGGCCACGGUGCUACUGUGAUUCCGCCGAGGAUGCCAGUAUUUCGGCCCCCACUGACCGCGGCGAGGGUUGAGGGGCGCAAUAGGUUUGCCUUUAAAAGACGUAAUCCUGCGUAUUCUUCGGUGUAA
Messenger RNA from Trypanosoma cruzi, 3456 nucleotides. RefSeq lists its product as uncharacterized. The record is from RefSeq and is a predicted model, not a curated record. The transcript has a single exon. NCBI's taxonomy places the organism in Eukaryota, Euglenozoa, Kinetoplastea, Trypanosomatida, Trypanosomatidae. Bases 1 to 3456 code for a protein of 1151 amino acids.